Messenger RNA from Cynoglossus semilaevis (tongue sole), 2077 nucleotides. Its product is annotated as lysophosphatidic acid receptor 6-like. Lineage: Eukaryota; Metazoa; Chordata; Actinopteri; Pleuronectiformes; Cynoglossidae. The record is from RefSeq and is a predicted model, not a curated record. Gene Ontology annotation, biological process: phospholipase C-activating G protein-coupled receptor signaling pathway; positive regulation of Rho protein signal transduction. Gene Ontology annotation, cellular component: plasma membrane. Bases 573 to 1670 code for a protein of 365 amino acids. Gene Ontology annotation, molecular function: lysophosphatidic acid receptor activity. The transcript has a single exon.
AAUUUUUUUUUUAGAAUUUUUAAGCGGUCUUUACUGUCAGAGUGUUUGAAGGAAAUCUUUAUAUGAAAGGAAAAAUAUGAAUGACAUUAAAAACACACUCACAGUCUCAUUAUUUAAACUUCAAACCCAGCAGCCAAUCGCUGGGAAGACUUUGCCCCAGCACAGACUCCGCCCCCUGUUUGAACAGUCUGAGGCUUUCACUUGUAGCGUGUGCUCUGAGGUUUGUAGUCAGACAGAAGCUAAAACAGAAACAGAGGGCGAGUCAGUGAAAAGCCACGACAGGAAGAGAGAAUAACGCCAGGUCCUGAGGAAACGCUCGACUGUUCGCAGAGAGAGACCGUCUGGACUAGCGCCUCCACGGUGGUUGAACGCAGGAACAAGUUGUUUUUUUUUUUGCAGGUAUUUUGUGAAGUUUCCUUCAGUAAAGAAGAAGAAGACUUUUUUUUAUUUUUCUGUUGAGGUUUUUAGCUCGUGGUUGGAUCACAGAGAGCAACCUGAACUUUAUGGUCUGUUUGAUCAGCAUUUAAAUAUGCAAACACACCAGUGAGGAGACCGGGUUUUCCUGCUCGUAAAUGGACCAAACUCUCCAGUCGGCACCGACGAUGUACAACAGCAGCCACUACGCGAGCUGCAACAAGAGCGACGACUUCAAGUACCCCAUGUACAACGUCGUCUUCAGCCUGGUCUUUGUGAUUGGACUCAUUUUCAACAUGGUGGCCGUCUACAUCUUUGGCUGCACGCUGAAGAUUCGGAACGAGACCACGACCUACAUGAUCAACCUGGUGGUCUCGGACUCCUUCUUUGUGCUCAGUCUGCCUUUUCGGAUCGUUUACUUCAUCAGACGUGAAUGGAUGUUCGGCAGCGUGCUCUGCAAGAUCUCGGUGGCGCUGUUCUACACCAACAUGUACGGCAGCAUCCUCUUCCUCACCUGCAUCAGUGUGGACCGUUUCCUGGCCAUCGUGCAUCCCUUCAGGUCGCAGGUGAUCCGGAACAAAAGGAACGCCAAGCUGGCCUGCUGCCUGGUGUGGGUCAUGAUCCUCUCCGGCAGCAUUCCCACCGGCCUACUGCUGGACACCACGUCGCCCAAGAACGACAACGCUUCGAAGUAUUACUGCUUCGAAAACUACUCCAAAAAACAGUGGAAAGCAGAGCUGUCCAAGGUGGUGAUCUUCAUCGAGACGGUGGGCUUCAUCAUCCCCUUGCUGCUCAACGUCUUCUGCUCCAUCAUGGUGCUGCGGACGCUGAGGCGGCCGCAGACCGUCAGCCGCGGGGGCGUUCUCAACAAAACCAAAAUCCUGCGGAUGGUCUUCGUGCACUUGUUCGUCUUCUGCUUCUGUUUCAUUCCCUACAACGUCAACCUGAUCUUCUACGCCCUGGUGCGCUCCAACAUCUUGAAAGGAUGCUACGCCGAGUCCGUGGUCAGGACCAUCUACCCCAUCGCCCUGUGCCUGGCGGUGACCAACUGCUGCUUCGACCCGGUCAUUUACUACUUCACCUCGGAGAGCAUUCAGACCUCCAUCAAGCGUAAAUCCACGGUGUGGCACAACGGCGCCAGGCUGAUGGACCGCCUGCAGAUGGACAGCACGCAGAGCAGCCCCAGUACGACCCCCAGAACACUGACCCUGAAGACCCUGAGAACCAAGAUGUUCUCCACGGAGUCCAAGGUCUAAAGACCGCCAGCAGGUGAUGUGUUUUUGUUUAUACUGAUUCAGUAUUGUUGGAGAUACUUGGACUGGAGACUGAAGAGACUUUGAAUGAGAUCAAAGACGUCGGUUCUUCAGUGAUGAACUGAGAUCGGACUCUUUACGAUGUCAAUGAUUUUAUUAUAGAAACUGCAGAGGUGGAAGGAUUUUUUUUAACACACCCGGUGCUGCGAACACCCGUUUGUUUCUCCACGUUUUCUUUUUUUUGUUUUCUUAUUUUGAAACUGCCCAGAUGAGUGACAAAGAGCCAGUAUUCCAGUCUCCGUACACGUCCUGUGCUGUGUCUUUUCACAGCGGCUUUAAAGCACUUUAAAUUGACGCCGUGUCGGGUCAACGGUUGAAAUGAAAACGAAAAUAAAAUGAUAACCUGCUAA